UGCCACCUUCAGCCCAGCGGAAGCACCUGAGCCUUUGGUUGUGAUCUUACCAGUGCUUUCUGGUGGCUGUGUGGGAUUUGCUCUAGGCCUGUUUUGAAGGCAGGAAAAGUGAGAUUCAGGAGGGGAAAUAGUAUCAAGUGUGGAUGGUUGCUGAGGUCAUGGGCAGGGGAGGAGGAGGAAACUUGGAGGUGAAUCGGACCUUGGAGCCCAUGAGCCAGGCCUGGCUUCGGCAACUGAGUGGAAUGACCUUUGGCAAGUCACUUCAUAUCUCUGUGCCUGCUCCCCCUAAUCUAUCCAUGGGGACUGUAAUCAUUCCUACCUUUGUGUUGUAAAGAUUUGGCAAGAUCGUGCAUGUAGAGCUUUUGGCAUGGUGCUUGGCAAAGAGAAGCCAUCUAGUUGGUUAAUCUCCUUAGUUCUCACACAGGCCUAUCAGCAGGGGGUGAAAAUCAGCCAUCUGGUGUGCCUUCUGCUCCCAGCAUACUACCUGGUGCACAGUAGUCUGCUAGCUAGGAGGGAAGAAGGUAUCACCUCCACCUGACGGAUGAGGAAACUGAGGUGCCCAUCACAGGUCCCAGGCUGGUCUCGAACUCCUGAGCUCAAGCAAUUCACCUGCCUCGGCCUCCCAGAGUGCUUCCCAGAGGAUUCUAGGCAUGAGCCACCACGCCCAGCUGGAACCCCCUUCUGAACCAGGACGUGACGUAGGGACUGUUCACCAUUGGCAUGUGGGCAGACCCUGGUCAUUCCAGCUCCUUGCCAAGAGUCAGGAAGGUAAACAGACCUCGCUGAUUGAAGGCAAAGACCACUCCGUCCCACCUGCCCGUCCAGCCCACGGCCACCGACCCCUCCUUUAUAAGGAGGUCUUACAACUUCUCAGUGGUGCGUGUUGGAAUGGACUUCGGACCCUGGCCUCUUGGGAUACAAAGGAUGAAGUGACGCCCCAGCUGCAUUCGAGGAGCCUCCAGGACCCACUACAAGAGUUUGGGACCAAAGAGAGGAGCAUGGAUCUCGGAACAGCUGAAGGCACGCGGUGCACCGACCCGCCAGCAGGCAAGCCCGCCAUGGCGGCCAAGCGCAAGGGUGGCCUGAAGCUCAAUGCCAUCUGCGCCAAGCUGAGCCGCCAGGUGGUGGUGGAGAAGGGGGCAGAGGCUGGCUCCCAUGCUGAGGGUAGCCCACUGCGGCCCCGGGACAAAGAGCGCAGUGGCCCUGAGUCUGGGGUGGCCCGGGCCCCCCGCAGUGAGGAAGACAAGAGGAGAGCAGUGAUCGAGAAGUGGGUCAAUGGAGAGUACAGCGAGGACCCAGCACCUGCACCUGUGCUGGGCCGCAUUGCCCGCGAGGGCCUGGAGCUGCCACCCGAAGGCGUCUACAUGGUGCAGCCCCAGGGCUGCAGCGAUGAGGAAGACCACACGGAAGAACCCGCCAAGGAUGGCAGCGUCCUGGAGGAGAAGGACUCAGAUGCGGUGGCCUCCAAGGAUGAGAGUGGCCCCAGUGCCAGGCAGGCUUCAGGUGAGGCCUCCUCACUGCGGGACUAUGCAGCCUCCACCAUGACCGAGUUCCUUGGCAUGUUUGGCUAUGAUGACCAGAACACAAGGGACGAACUGGCCAGGAAGAUCAGCUUUGAGAAGGUGCACGGGGGCUCCACCCCUGAGACAGCCACCUCCUCUCUGCCACCCACCUCCUCUCUGCCACCCACCUCCGAAGACACCCUCAGCAAACGGGCACGUUUCUCUAAGUACGAGGAGUACAUCCGCAAGCUCAAGGCCGGAGAGCAGCUCUCGUGGCCAGCCCAUGGAACCAAGGCAGAGGAGAGGGUGGGCAAGGAGGUAGUGGGCCCCCUGCCCAGCUUGCGGCUGCCCAGCAGCACAGCACACCUGGAGACCAAGGCCACCAUCCUGCCCCUGCCAUCACACAGCAGCGUCCAGAUGCAGAACCUGGUGGCCCGUGCCUCCAAGUAUGACUUCUUCAUCCAAAAACUGAAGACGGGCGAGAACCUGCGGCCCCAGAAUGGAAGCACCUAUAAGAAGCCGUCCAAGUACGAUCUAGAGAACGUCAAGUACCUGCACCUUUUCAAACCCGGGGAGGGCAGCCCCGACAUGGGCGGGGCCAUCGCCUUCAAGACAGGCAAGGUGGGGCGCCCCUCCAAGUACGACGUCCGGGGCAUCCAGAAGCCGGGCCCCACCAAGGUUCCACCUGCCCCUAGCCUGGCUCCUGCACCCCUCACCAGUGUGCCCAGUGCUCCCAGCACUCCUGGGCCAGGGCCUGAGCCACCUGCUUCCUUGUCCUUCAACACUCCCGAGUACCUGAAGUCAACCUUCUCCAAAACAGACUCCAUCACCACGGGGACCGUCUCCACUGUCAAGAACGGAUUGCCCACAGAUAAACCAGCUGUCACCGAAGAUGUAAACAUUUACCAGAAAUAUAUUGCCAGGUUCUCAGGCAGUCAGCACUGUGGCCACAUCCACUGUGCCUACCAGUAUCGGGAGCACUACCAUUGCCUUGACCCCGAGUGCAACUACCAGAGGUUCACGAGUAAGCAGGAUGUGAUCCGACACUAUAACAUGCACAAGAAGCGUGACAACUCCCUGCAACAUGGCUUCAUGCGCUUCAGCCCCCUGGACGACUGCAGCGUCUACUACCACGGCUGCCACCUCAACGGGAAGAGCACCCACUACCACUGCAUGCAGGUGGGCUGCAACAAGGUGUACACGAGCACGUCGGAUGUGAUGACUCAUGAGAACUUCCACAAGAAGAACACUCAGCUCAUCAAUGACGGAUUCCAGCGUUUCCGAGCCACUGAGGACUGUGGCACAGCUGACUGCCAGUUCUAUGGACAGAAGACCACGCACUUCCACUGCAGGCGCCCCGGCUGCACAUUCACUUUUAAGAACAAGUGUGACAUUGAGAAGCACAAGAGCUACCACAUCAAGGACGAUGCCUACGCCAAGGACGGCUUCAAGAAGUUCUACAAGUACGAGGAGUGCAAGUAUGAGGGCUGCGUGUACAGCAAGGCCACCAACCACUUCCACUGCAUCCGAGCCGGCUGCGGCUUCACCUUCACCUCCACCAGCCAGAUGACCUCGCACAAGCGUAAGCAUGAGCGCCGUCACAUCCGCUCCUCGGGCGUGCUGGGGCUGCCGCCCUCGCUGCUGGGCGCCAAGGACACAGAGCACGAGGAGUCCAGUAACGAUGACCUGGUUGACUUCUCUGCCCUGAGCAGCAAGAACUCCAGCCUGAGCGCCUCCCCCACCAGCCAGCAGUCCUCCGCCUCCCUGGCCCCCGCCACUGCCACCACUGAGGCUGUGCCCGGUGCCACCAAGCCUCCCAACAGCAAGAUCUCGGGGCUACUGCCCCAGGGCCUGCCGGGCUCCAUCCCCCUGGCGCUGGCCCUCUCCAACUCUGGCCUGCCCACCCCCACACCCUACUUCCCCAUCCUUGCUGGCCGUGGAAGCGCCUCCCUGCCUGUGGGUGCCCCUAGCCUUUUGGGUGCCGUGUCCUCUGGGGCAGCAGCCGCAGCGGCCCCUGACACACCUGCUCUGGUCGCCUCCGGAGCUGGAGACUCCGCCCCAGCGGCAGCUGCCUCCGUCCCAGUGCCCCCUGCCUCCAUCAUGGAGAGGAUCUCUGCAAGCAAGGGCCUCAUCUCACCCAUGAUGGCCAGAUUGGCCGCAGCUGCCCUCAAGCCCUCUGCCACCUUUGACCCAGGAAGCGGGCAGCAGGUCACCUCCGUCAGGUUUCCCCUGGCGCAGGUGAAGCAGGAGGCUGGUGAGAAUGCUGGCGCCCCUGGCCCCCACGAGGCUUCCCAAGACCGCAGUCUAGACCUGACUGUGAAGGAGCCCAGUAAUGAAUCAAAUGGCCACGAAGUCCCAGCAAAUUCAUCUCUUUUAUCCUCGCUUAUGAAUAAGAUGUCUCAGGGCAACCCCAGUCUCGGCAGCUUGUUGAACAUCAAGGCGGAACCGGAGGGAAGCCCCUCCAUGGAGUCCUCACCAUUCCUAGGCAAGGCUGUGAAGGCGCUGGUUCAGGAGAAGCUGUCGGAGCCCUGGAAAGUAUAUCUUCGCAGGUUUGGUACCAAAGACUUCUGUGACGCCCAGUGUGACUUCCUGCACAAGGCCCAUUUCCACUGUGUGGUGGAGGAGUGUGGCGCACUCUUCAGCACCCUGGACGGGGCCAUCAAGCAUGCAAACUUCCACUUUCGGACGGAGGGGGGAGCAGCAAAAGGAAACACAGAGGCCCCCUUCCCGGCCUCGGCUGCUGAGACCAAACCUUCCACAGCCCCCUCAUCCCCUCCAGCACCUCCUGUCACCACAGCCACGGUUUCCUCUCUGGAGGGGCCCACUCCAGGCCUGGCCUCUGUGCCCUCCGCCCCCACCCUGCUCGCCUGGAAGCAGCUGGCUUCCACCAUACCCCAGAUGCCUCAGAUUCCAGCGUCAGUGCCUCACCUGCCUGCUUCGCCCUUGGCAACGACUUCUCUAGAGAAUGCCAAGCCCCAGGUCAAACCCGGAUUCCUCCAGUUCCAGGAGAAUGAUCCUUGCCUUGCGACGGACUGCAAGUAUGCCAACAAGUUCCACUUCCACUGUCUGUUUGGGAACUGCAAGUACGUCUGCAAAACCUCUGGCAAGGCCGAAUCCCACUGCCUGGACCACAUCAACCCCAACAACAACCUGGUGAACGUGCGAGACCAGUUUGCUUACUACUCCCUGCAGUGUCUCUGUCCCAACCAGCACUGCGAGUUCCGGAUGCGUGGACACUACCACUGCCUCCGGACCGGCUGCUACUUCGUGACCAACAUCACCACCAAGCUGCCGUGGCACAUAAAGAAGCAUGAGAAGGCUGAGCGGCGGGCAGCCAACGGAUUCAAGUAUUUCACCAAGCGCGAGGAAUGUGGCCGGCUAGGCUGCAAGUACAACCAGGUGAAUAGCCACUUCCACUGCAUCCGGGAGGGCUGCCAGUUCUCCUUCCUUCUCAAGCACCAGAUGACCUCCCACGCCCGGAAGCACAUGCGGAGGAUGCUGGGGAAGAACUUUGACCGCGUGCCGCCCUCCCAGGGUCCCCCAAGCCUGAUGGACACUGAGACAGACGAGUACAUGGAUUAUACAGGCUGCAGCCCAGGCGCUGUGUCCUCUGAGUCAUCCACCAUGGACCGAAGCUGCUCCAGUACCCCUGUGGGCAAUGAGAGCACUGCAGCAGGCUGCCCGGCUCCUCCUCCUCCUCCUCCUCCUCCUGCUGCCACCGGUGAUGAGGCUGCCCACCUGGCCCCGCAGCCCCCACCAACCGCACCCUUCUCGCCGGGUGUGCUCCGGCCCCCCCUCCCCCCCCUCCCAUGCCUCUUCUCUCCGUCCUGUUUCUCAUACUCUCUGCUCAGUGCCACUCUCGGAGCCAGCCGGGGCCUGGCCCACCCCAUCAACAGCCCGCCCAGCUUCCCGCCCAUCACUGCCACUCCAACUCCAGUAAAAAGUGACGUCCCCCUAGUUCAGGACGCUGCAGGGAACACCAUCUCCAUGCCGACGGCCUCAGGGGCCAAAAAGCGCUUCUGGAUUAUUGAGGACAUGUCGCCGUUUGGCAAGCGGCGGAAGACGGCCUCCUCGCGCAAGAUGCUGGAUGAGGGCAUGAUGCUGGAGGGCUUCCGGCGCUUCGACCUCUACGAGGACUGCAAGGACGCGGCCUGCCAGUUCUCGCUCAAGGUCACCCACUACCACUGCACGCGCGAGAACUGCGGCUACAAGUUCUGCGGGCGCACGCACAUGUACAAGCACGCGCAGCACCACGACCGCGUGGACAACCUGGUGCUGGACGACUUCAAGCGCUUCAAGGCCUCGCUCAGCUGCCACUUCGCCGACUGCCCCUUCUCAGGCACCAGCACGCACUUCCACUGCCUGCGCUGCCGCUUCCGCUGCACCGAUAGCACCAAGGUCACGGCGCACCGCAAGCACCACGGCAAGCAGGACGUCAUCAGCGCCGCGGGCUUCCGCCAGUUCAGCUCGAGCGCCGACUGCACAGUGCCGGACUGCAAGUACAAGCUCAAGUGCUCGCACUUCCACUGCACCUACCCGGGCUGCCGCCACACGGUCGUGGGCAUGUCGCAGAUGGACUCGCACAAACGCAAGCACGAGAAGCAGGACCGCGGCGAGCCGCUGGCCGAGGGCCCCGCGGCCGGGCCACCCGUCAGCCUGGACGGCUCGCUCACGCUGGGCGCCGAGCCGGGGGGCUCGCUGCUCUUCUUGCAGACGGCGGCCGCCGGCCUGGGCCUGGCGCUCGGCGACGCGGGCGACCCCGAGCCGCCGGACACCGCCCCCGGGCCGCGGGAGGGCCCCGCCGUGCCCGGCCCCGCCGCCGCCGCCGCGGAGUCGUCGCAGGAGGACGAGGACGAGGAGCUGGAGCUGCCCGAGGAGGACGAGGAGGACGACGACGACGAAGACGACGAGGACGAGGACGACGACGAGGAUGACGAGGACGAGGACCUGCGUACCGACUCCGAGGAGUCGCUGCCCGAGGCGGUGGCCGAGGCGGCAGGGACGGGCGCGCGGACCCCGGGCGCCCCCGGCCCCGCGCCCGCCGCCUCUCCCUAGCCGCCCCCGGCCCUGCUCGGCCGGGAGGUGGCCACUGCUGUCCCCGAUUUUGUAGGAAAUGCUAUUUAUAUGUGACACUUCGUCUGAACAGAGCCCCGCGCGCUUGGGUCCGCUCGCCCCGCCCGCCC
This is a messenger RNA of Nycticebus coucang (slow loris), 6685 nucleotides long. It is a transcript of the gene CASZ1, whose product is annotated as castor zinc finger 1. NCBI's taxonomy places the organism in Eukaryota, Metazoa, Chordata, Mammalia, Primates, Lorisidae. The record is from RefSeq and is a predicted model, not a curated record. Bases 651 to 6557 code for a protein of 1968 amino acids. The transcript is spliced from 24 exons. Gene Ontology annotation, cellular component: nucleus. Gene Ontology annotation, biological process: positive regulation of transcription by RNA polymerase II; regulation of neuron differentiation. Gene Ontology annotation, molecular function: DNA-binding transcription factor activity, RNA polymerase II-specific; RNA polymerase II transcription regulatory region sequence-specific DNA binding.